This is a messenger RNA of Toxorhynchites rutilus septentrionalis, 477 nucleotides long. RefSeq lists its product as uncharacterized. NCBI's taxonomy places the organism in Eukaryota, Metazoa, Arthropoda, Insecta, Diptera, Culicidae. The transcript has 2 exons. The record is from RefSeq and is a predicted model, not a curated record. Bases 52 to 477 code for a protein of 141 amino acids.
CUUCACUAACUAUUGAAACUAUCCAUUCAGUGUCUUUCUGAAACUCCAAAAAUGAAGGUUUUUAUUGCUCUGUUUGUCGCCACUCUGGCUGUCGCAGCUCAGGGAUCGUAUGUUCCAUCAGCCUGGCCUGCAGGUGCCCUCGGCUGGAACUCGUGGAAUGGACUGAACAAGUGGAACACCUGGAACGUUAACGGUAUUAUCGACACCCCAUACGCCAACUCGUGGGCCUCGGCAUGGCCAGCCGCUGAUUCUAUCAAUCAUGGCUGGAACGGAUGGUACGCUCCGAAGACUACCGUCGUUCAGGCUAACAUUGCCAAGGUCAAUCCAUGGGGACUCCACUGGGGUGGCUAUGGACAUGGAUAUAACAACUACUUGGGAGGUGCUCAAGUUGCCAAAUAUAUCACUCCCAAUACCGGAUCCGUUCUUGUGGCUCCACUGGCGGGACACGCCCUGAAUCAGAAACUCAUUGUUGCCUAA